This is a messenger RNA of Calidris pugnax (ruff), 1372 nucleotides long. It is a transcript of the gene DPH1, whose product is annotated as diphthamide biosynthesis 1. The record is from RefSeq and is a predicted model, not a curated record. NCBI's taxonomy places the organism in Eukaryota, Metazoa, Chordata, Aves, Charadriiformes, Scolopacidae. Gene Ontology annotation, biological process: protein histidyl modification to diphthamide. Gene Ontology annotation, molecular function: 2-(3-amino-3-carboxypropyl)histidine synthase activity. The transcript is spliced from 12 exons. The coding region runs from base 35 to 1312 and encodes 425 amino acids.
UGCUGCCUUCCCGCCUUCACGUGCUCCCAGAGCCAUGGCGGCCUCCGUGAGGGUCGGGAGCGCGGCCCCGGUGCCCGCCACAGCCCGAGGCCCUGCGCGGCGAGCGGCACAGCAGAUCCCCGAGGAGAUCCUGGGGAAUGUGGAGCUGCGGGAGGCAGCGGAGGCCCUGCCCCGAAACUACAACUUCGAGAUCCCCAAGACCAUCUGGCGGAUCUGGCAGGCUCGGGCCAAGAAGGUGGCCCUGCAGAUGCCAGAAGGGCUCCUCAUGUUUGCCUGCACCAUCGCAGACAUCGUGGAGAGGUUCACGGACGCGGAGGUGGUGGUGAUGGGCGACGUGACCUACGGGGCGUGCUGCGUGGAUGACUACACGGCCCGGGCCCUGGGCGCUGACUUCUUGGUGCACUACGGACACAGCUGCCUGAUUCCCAUCGAUGCCACACAGGGGCUGAAGAUGCUCUACGUGUUCGUGGACAUCAAGAUCGACACGUCCCAUUUCCUCGAGACCAUUCGCUUCAACUUCGCAGCGGGCACCUCCCUGGCCCUCGUCAGCACCAUCCAGUUCGUCUCCACAGUGCAGGCAGCAUCCCAGGAGCUGCGCUCCCAGUACAAGGUGUGUGUCCCCCAGUGCAAGCCGCUGUCCCCAGGGGAGAUCCUGGGCUGCACGUCACCCAAGCUCUCCCAGGACACAGAUGCCAUCGUGUAUUUGGGUGAUGGGCGCUUCCACCUGGAGUCCAUCAUGAUCGCCAACCCUGGGAUCCCUGCCUACAGGUAUGAUCCCUACAGCAAGGUGUUCUCCCAGGAGCACUACAGCCACGACCGCAUGCACCGCGCUCGGCAGGACGCCAUCCGCGCCGCCGCCGGUGCCCGCUGCUGGGGGCUCAUCUUGGGCACGUUGGGGCGUCAGGGCUCCCCCAGCAUCCUGCAGCACCUGGAGUCCCGUCUCCGUGCCCUGGGCCGGCCCUUCGUGCGGGUGCUGCUCUCCGAGAUCUUCCCCAGCAAGCUGCGCCUCUUCCCUGAGGUGGACGCGUGGGUGCAGGUCGCUUGUCCCCGGCUCUCCAUCGACUGGGGAGAAGCCUUCAGCAAGCCCCUGCUGACACCCUAUGAGGCCGCGGUGGCUCUCCGGGACGUGGAGUGGCAGCAGCCCUACCCCAUGGACUUCUACGCCAGCCAGUCCCUGGGGCCAUGGACGGUGAACCACGCGGGCACACAGCCCCCACGCCACGGCCGGCCGGCCCAGGUGACGCCCCCCGCGCCCCCCACCCCGACGGAGGGUGAGGAGAGACUGAGCACCGGGGGCACGCCGGCCUCCUGAGCGCAGCCUGCACCCCGUCCUGCCGCCACCGCGCUCUGGGACCGGGUGGGGGGCACCCCC